GUUUAUCGAUAACCUGAUAAUCGUCUGGGCCAAUCAUGUGGGGGGACCAGAGAGGGGGAAGUCUUUCCCACAUCCACUCCCAGAGCCAAUUCGACUCAACUCGUGAGAAGAAAGGAAGGCUAUAUGUUGUUAACAUUUAAUAGGGCUUGAACAGACUGCUCUAUAUAUCUCCUCCUAGUCAUCCUCCACGGAUUUCGUCACCGUCGAUGAUGAAACGCUCCGAUAAGCCCUUCUUUGCCACGAACCGCGCGAGAUAACUUCCAUUGCAUUCCUUUUAAGCAUUAUCCUAGAUAAAAUCUAUAAGAUGGCUGUGACUUGGAUUACGGCCACCGGGAUUGCGGUUGCCUCGUGUGUUCUGCUAUACACGUAUAUUCUAUAUCCAAUCCUCGUCUCACCAUUAGCGAAGAUUCCCAAUGCGCAUUUCACGGCACCUAUUUCUCCAGCAUGGAUUAUUUGGAAGCGCUAUAGAGAGCAGAACAACCGAACCAUCCAUGCAGCACACAUGAGGCUAGGCCCAAUAGUUAGGCUGGGACCCUCUGAAAUCUCGAUAAACUGCGUGGAAGGUGGUAUCAAAACCGUGUAUGGCGGCGGGUUCGAAAAGCACGAGUGGUAUCCAAGAGUCUUUGCCUCGCUUGACACUGUCAGCAUGUUCACCAUGACUGGAAGCAAAGAGCAUGCAAUUCGGAAGCGCAUGCUAUCGAAUAUCUAUUCAAAGUCUUUUCUCCAGUCCUCGCCGAACCUGAAGCUUAUCUCCAAAACAAUGAUAUAUGACCGGCUUUUGCCUAUUCUAGAAGAGGCGGCAUCGUCAAAAAAACCAAUCGAUGUUCACGACCUGAACUCUGCUCUGACUAUGGAUUUUGUUUCUGCUUAUCUGUAUGGGCUGUGCAAUGCUAGCAACUUGCUCCAAGACAUCUCGGUUCGGAAACACAUCCUACAUAACUAUCAAUGCAGAAAACCCUUUGAGUUUUACUAUCAAGAGGUUCCUAGUCUGAUUCCCAUUAGUCGCGCCAUUGGAAUUCCUGUUAUUCCCAAGUGGUGUCAGGAUGCAGGCAGCGUGAUGGACGAGUGGAAUUUGGACCUCUGCGAUAAGGCGGAUAAAUGCAUCACUUCUACAGAUCCGGAAUCCGAGCCAACCGUAUACAAACAGCUUAAAAACUCAAUGAGGAAACAGUCUAGCUUUCGAAAGGAUGAUCCAGAAGGCAAUGCGCAGGCACUUGAGCAACAGAAACUCGAUAUUGCUUGUGAGACAUAUGAUCAACUCACAGCCGGACACGAGACUAGUGCAACUGGACUCACCUAUUUAUAUUGGGAACUUUCUAAACAUCCUGAAAUUCAGACAGAUCUACGCAAAGAGCUGCACACUUUGACACCUCCAAUUUCCAGCCCUCCCAGUUCGAAAUCAGAGCUGCUUCUCCCAAGCCCCAAGGAUAUCGACGCGCUGCCUCUUCUGCAAGCAAUUAUUAUGGAGACACUUCGGCUUCACGCGCCUAUUCCAGGGAUUCAGCCACGCAUAACCCCGUCGCCAUCAACAUCAUUGGGAGGGUACGACAAUAUACCGCCAAACGUGAGAGUCAACGCCCAGGCAUAUUCACUCCACCGUAACCCCGAGGUAUUUCCUGACCCUGAAUCAUGGCAGCCACGACGAUGGCUGAAGGAUGAUCACUCACGUGAAAUGGAAGAAAUGAGAAGAUGGUUCUGGGCGUUUGGUAGCGGCGGAAGAAUGUGUGUGGGAAGUAACCUUGCUGUUCAAGAAAUGAAACUAGCGACAGCCGCAAUUUACAGUAAUUUUACGUCUAUCAUUGUAGAUGACACAGGUAUCGAGGCUAUUGAUGCGUACACUGUCAGGCCAUCGAGCAACAAGCUGAUUCUAAAGUUUGAGCAUAUUUGAGGUGACCCUAAAAAUCAGAAUGAGACAUUUAAUGCACGCCCUCGUGCAAACCUGAUUAUACUAAUUACAUGCUGCAUGUGCAGAUAAUCAACUUGCAGUUGCUUGCUUUGCGUCACUAGUGCCACCGAAUAGGCUUCUUCGGUAAAUAUUGUUCUCAAGUCCAAUCAGAGCGAAAGUGAAAGUAUCAUAGUUAUUAAUUCAAAUACUUCAU
This is a messenger RNA of Talaromyces proteolyticus, 2099 nucleotides long. RefSeq names its product putative cytochrome P450 monooxygenase. Lineage: Eukaryota; Fungi; Ascomycota; Eurotiomycetes; Eurotiales; Trichocomaceae. Gene Ontology annotation, molecular function: monooxygenase activity; iron ion binding; oxidoreductase activity, acting on paired donors, with incorporation or reduction of molecular oxygen. The record is from RefSeq and is a predicted model, not a curated record. The transcript is spliced from 3 exons. The coding region runs from base 305 to 1888 and encodes 527 amino acids.